Olea europaea var. sylvestris is the source of this 1368-nucleotide messenger RNA. Its product is annotated as vacuolar protein sorting-associated protein 13-like. NCBI's taxonomy places the organism in Eukaryota, Viridiplantae, Streptophyta, Magnoliopsida, Lamiales, Oleaceae. The coding region runs from base 182 to 1342 and encodes 386 amino acids. The transcript is spliced from 13 exons. Gene Ontology annotation, cellular component: extrinsic component of membrane. Gene Ontology annotation, biological process: protein retention in Golgi apparatus; protein targeting to vacuole. The record is from RefSeq and is a predicted model, not a curated record.
CUCGCAAAAGCAAGUUCUGGUUCUUGUUCUUUUUCUUCUUCUUCUUUUCAUUAUAUCCUUUCUUGGUAAGGGUUUUAUAUACAAGAACUAGAAAUUCACAAUCGUGAAAUGAAAUUGGAAUUGCGCUCGAACCCUCUUCAGUAAUCCGCUGACAUGAAGUAGAGUUAAAUAAAAAGAAAUAAUGUUUGAAGGAUUGGUGAGGCAGUUGAUUUUGGGAUAUCUGGGCCAAUACAUUAAAGACAUCCAAAAGGAGCAGCUCAAGAUCACUCUCUGGCACGAGGAAGUAUUCCUGGAAAAUGUGGAGCUGAUUCUUGAAGCUUUUGACUACCUUCAGCUUCCAUUUGCUCUCAAACAAGGUCGGGUUGGGAAGUUGAGCAUCAAAAUUCCAUGGAAAAAGCUUGGCUGGGAUCCCAUCAUAAUCAUUUUAGAGGAUGUGUAUGUUUGUGCCUGCAACCGGGAUGAUGAAGAGUGGGGCAUGGAUGCUGUUGAAAGAAGAGAAUUUGCUAGCAAAAAGGCCAAACUUGCUGCUGCAGAACUUGCUAAGUUAUCGAGACGUGUUUGUGACAACCAGGCUGGGAAUUCAUUUAUUUCAUACAUCACUGCGAAGAUUCUUGACAACAUCCAAGUAUCCAUCAGAAAUGUUCAUGUCUUGUACCAUGAUACGCUGAUGGCAAUGGCAAUCACCACAUUUGGUUUAAAGUUUGAAAGUCUGACAAUUAUGAAGCAAAAUCCUGCCGGAUCUUCUAUUUCGAAAGUUAGAGGGGUUCAAGUUAACAAACUGGUUGAAGUUCAGGGUCUAGAAUUUUAUUUUAAUACUAUUCAAGGAGUUGACGAUGUGGGUUCAGAUAGCCUUGCAGAGUCCAAGCUACAGGAUAGUGAUAUCUGUAUGUUAGCUCCAUUGGAUGUAUCUAUGUCUCUGUCGGUGAACAGGUCAGGGAAACUUGAGAAAGAUGCUCCACAGUAUACCAUCAAUGUUGAUUUCACUCGGGUGGUCAUGUCUAUGAAUGAGGUUCAGCUUCAGUAUAUCUUGACUCUGUACGAUUAUCUAGCUUUGUGUCAAUUGAGAGAGACAUAUGGACGUUAUCGUCCUUGGCGGACUCCUUUAGAUAAAAAACUCAAGGGGUGGCAAAUAGCCUGGUGGCAGUAUGCUCAACAAUCUGUUCUUUCUGAUGUUCGAAGGAGGUUGAGGAAAACUUCUUGGAAAUAUCUAGGAGAGCGUCUGAAUUGUCGCCGAAAAUACGUGAGCUUGUAUAGGAUCAAGUUGAAAUGCCUCAAACAGGAUCAGGUGAGGACAAUGCCAUAUUUACACGCACAUACACACACCCCCACACGUACACUAUAACGACCCAAAAUUUAAUAAUUUAAAUC